AGGUCUCAGUGGCCUAACUUAGUAUUGAAAAGACAAAACUGUACGGUCGCAUACGAUGACGAUGAAGGCUAUGAAGCCUAGACUCCGAGCUUGUCUCUCUGCCCUGUUAACUGGUGAACACGGCGUCGUUUCCCGCUCCGCGAUGCCCAGGGCUGUAUCUUACCUAAGAACACUGGUCAAUUCCCAAUCAGAAGGCAUUCAGAGCCUGAGGUGGUCCUUCCAUAGUUCCGCUGAUGAAGAUGAUGACUUCUCUGAAUUAGGCGUGCCAGUAGCACAAGGUGUAGGUACACAUCUGAAAUUGAAGACAGAAAAGCCAGACCCUUUUUGGCAGAAAAAUGAACCUGGAAGAAGAUCUUCAUCUGGCAUGUCUUUGCCUGCAGAAGGUCGGCCCAGGUCGAAGGACGUCUCUUCAAAACUGGCUAACUCUUCACCAGCUCCUACUCUCAAGCCAGACAACCAAGUCAAUAUUUCUAGUACUCCUACCAUUAUAAAUGCUUCUAACUUCAAAAGUUCAAGCUCUGUUUCUGUUGAGAAUGUACCUUCCACAAUCAGCCUUUCCCAGUUGAAAAAGGAACUUUCAGUCUUUGGGGAGAUCUCUAAGGCUUCCAUGACAAGUGAACCAAAUGAAUUUGAUUGCUGCUAUGUCCAAUUUGAGAGUGUAGAAUCUCGCAAGAAAGCAAUUUCUAUUGGUGAAAUUACAGUGAGGAACUUCAUCCUACCAAUUCGUCCUCUGUGUCCCCGAAAAACUGUUACCAUUAGGAUUAGCAACAUCGGCUCAGAGACUGCUGAUUCAGCAAUACAUUCUGUGUGCAUGUCAUUUGGUUCUUUGGCUGGGCUUGUAAGGACAAAGGAGGGAUUGGUGGAUGCCUUGUUUAGUGUGAAGGACAACUCAAAAGCACAAAAGAUACUUAAAAAAUUGAACCAUACGAGCAUGGAUGACUGCAAAUGGACAGCCUGUUUGCAUUCUAGAGACUUUUCCCCUGAAGUGACGACCAACAAAGAUUAUACUCAAUGCAAUUUGGGGUUACAGAUCAUCAGUCAUUUGGAUGACUUGGAAACAGAAUUGUCCAUGAAGAAGGUAUAUGCGGAAGAUUUAAAGAUUCUGCAUCAUGCCUUAAUGCACCUCGAAGCUCACCCCGCCAGUAGGGAGAGAAGUUCCUAAUAUUGAUGGAGUUAUUAUGUAUAUCAUUAUUAGGUACUUUCUCCGAUACAAAAGCCUUCAUGAAAAUUCAGAAGAUUAUUAUGAAGAGUUGAAUGCUAAUUUUGGCUGUCAAAAUCUUUGAUUUCUGAUUUUGACAGUAUUUUAGGGAGAUCUGACGGGAAAAUUAGGUUCUCAACGAGGUCAUGUUCAUGAUUCUCUUGAUGAGAGAUGAAUGUGGCAAAAUAUUGAUUAUUAGAUAUUUUAGGGCUUCGAAGGCAUGUACUUAACUGAUAUUUGAGACUGUUAUUAAAUUUGGAUGUUGAAGUCUUUAA
Alnus glutinosa is the source of this 1473-nucleotide messenger RNA. RefSeq lists its product as uncharacterized. Lineage: Eukaryota; Viridiplantae; Streptophyta; Magnoliopsida; Fagales; Betulaceae. Gene Ontology annotation, molecular function: RNA binding. The record is from RefSeq and is a predicted model, not a curated record. The coding region runs from base 56 to 1162 and encodes 368 amino acids. The transcript is spliced from 6 exons.